AUGUUGGUGGGCGGGGAUAAGCGUCUUUUCGCCGCGCACGAGGAUGUCCUCUCCAUCUCGCCGUACUUUCGCACUGCGUUGAAGGAAAACUUCCUGGAAGACGGUGCAAAGCAACUGGCUUUACCUGACGAGGAGCCUGAGAUCCUGUCUUGCGUUCUAGAGUUCUUGUACAAGGGCGACUACUAUCCACGCUUGCUGCAUGGCAAGCGUCGAGACUCUUGGCACCUCGAGAAUGAGCAAGAUACUAGUCACAACGGUGGUCGCGGGUCGAGCGAGGCGACGUUCUUCCACCCUGGCGUCGGAGACGUCGUGCUCCGAGACACGGUCGUCUACUGUGUUGCUGAGAAGUUUGGCUUGGAAGAUCUGAAGCGCAUUGCUCUGAGAAAGCAAGGCCUUCAGGUUGGUAUUUCAGCCGACGUGAUCUUGCGAUCUGCUCGGUAUGCGUAUGACAAUACGCCGGACUCGGAGUCUCGGCUGCGCGCUCACUACCUGGCUCUCAUCAUCCGGACUCGCAGGACCUUCAAAAGAAGUGGUACCAUGCAGAUGGAAAUGGAAAUGGGUGGGAAGUUGUUUUUUGAUCUGUUUGUGGCCAUGUGUAACCACAUGGACGAUCUUGUGGAGAUCCGGUAG
This is a messenger RNA of Penicillium canariense, 630 nucleotides long. RefSeq names its product BTB/POZ domain-containing protein. The transcript is spliced from 2 exons. The record is from RefSeq and is a predicted model, not a curated record. Bases 1 to 630 code for a protein of 209 amino acids. Gene Ontology annotation, molecular function: protein binding. Lineage: Eukaryota; Fungi; Ascomycota; Eurotiomycetes; Eurotiales; Aspergillaceae.